Cyprinus carpio (common carp) is the source of this 1256-nucleotide messenger RNA. RefSeq names its product cystatin-F. Gene Ontology annotation, biological process: immune response; negative regulation of microglial cell activation; positive regulation of myelination. NCBI's taxonomy places the organism in Eukaryota, Metazoa, Chordata, Actinopteri, Cypriniformes, Cyprinidae. Gene Ontology annotation, molecular function: cysteine-type endopeptidase inhibitor activity. Gene Ontology annotation, cellular component: Golgi apparatus; late endosome; endoplasmic reticulum. The record is from RefSeq and is a predicted model, not a curated record.
GGCUUUUGAGGGUCCAUGUAGGAAACAAAACUGUUGACCAAUGGGAAAUGUGCCUUCUCUCUAGAGGACGGCAGCACACAGUUGGUGGUUGAAGUGUUGCUGAACAGGAAGUUGCUGAGUAGAAUUGAGAGAACUUCAGCAGACAUGAGGGUCUCUUAUCAGGCUCUAGUCUUGCUUUUCUUAGCAGGCUUAUGCUCACUCGAGAAAGUUCCAGUUCACGCAUUUGUCAGCAGACCAAUCCCAGGAACUCUACAGAACGUCAGCAAGAAUGACACUGGGGUGAAGGAGGCCGUCCUGACUGGAACCUACUCAUUUAAUAAUAAAUCCAACGAUGCGUUCCUCUUCAAAGCAUCAGCUGUUGAUGAUGCAAAGAGACAGAUAGUCAAAGGCAUCCGCUACAUUCUGGAAGUGGAGAUCUCACGGACCAUGUGCAGGAAGAGGGGCAACACUGAUAACCUCAACAACUGUCCCUUCCAGACAGACAGUCUGUUACGGCAGACAUUCUUCUGUCACUUUGACGUAUGGUCCAUUCCAUGGAUGAACAUAAUGUCAACUACAUAUUUUAAAUGUCAUUCCGAUUAUAUGUUCUGAAAUCUUUUUCAUCAAAUUGUUUUUCAAUGGCUCCACCUGAAAUGUCAUGCUAAUUUAAUACCAAACUCAAUGUGAAAAUAAAAUAAGCCACAGUGAAUAGUGCAGCGCUGGUUAUGAUGUACAGUGACCUUCAGUUCAUCAGAUGCUGAGCUUGUGUUGACUGACUCUGAGUGUAAAUUAUUCAGUGAGGGCCAUCACUUCAGUCUCUGAGCUCCCUGCGCUCUUUUCCUUUGAGCCGCAGAUCUUACGAGCAAACUGGCCCUAGAAAGACACCAGCACUGAUCAAACACACAUCUGUCGGGUUCGUAUGAACAGAUUUAUUGAUUUUUUUUUUUUUUGAUUACUCUUUUACUAUAUGUUAUUGGAAAUGUGCAUGACAUACUAGUCCUAGAUUCAUAACUCCAUAUGGCUAUUAGGUGGGUACAUGCAUCCAAUGGGACAGUGGUUCUCAGCUGGAUUUCUUUCAGAAUCCAGAUUUUAGAGUGGACAUGAAGCACCGAUUCAGCAGCCAAAGCAUUAUCAUACAAAAGUGACAAAAUUGCCCUUAAACUAAAAAAAAAAAAAAAAAAAAAUGCUUUGAUAUUAAACCAGUCAUUGAUGUACAUUGAAAAUGUAAUUGUUAAAAUAUAUAUAUUUUAAUGUCUAAUAAAACAACGCAACAUUAA